AUUUUCUCUCUCCCUUCCUUGUCCCCUGUCCAUGUCGCGUCUGAUUGGCUGACGGUUUUGGUGACAACAGCUGAGCAGGACACUAUAAAGGAACGUACCUACCUGUUCUCAGAAACAGAAUUUCCUCAGCAUUCACCGCGACAACCUUGCUCAUUUUACUACUACAUUGUUCUCUUGCCUCGUGCAACUGUUACAAGCAACUCCAACGAUUCUAUUGGACUAUUAUUGUGCUAACAGCGAAUCUUGACACGUUUCUCACCUAUCUUCAGAUAAGACAAGAACAGUUUGAAGUUAAUUUUGCAAAGUCUUUGAAGUCUUAUCAUGAAGAUGGCUGAUGUUUCCGACAAGCACGUGCAUUGCGCUAUGCUCGGAGAUGGCAUGGUCGGAAAGACCUGUCUCACACUCUCCUACACAGAAAAAUCCUUCACGGAGACCUACACUGCUACAGUCUUUGACAACUACCCUGUUCCCCUUCAAGUUGGAGGACAAGACUUUAUCAUCAGCCUGUUCGAUACUGCUGGACAGAGUGACUUUGAAGAUCUCCGAGCCUACACCUACAAAGAAAGCGAGGUCCUCGUCUUGUGUUUUUCUGUCUGUGAUCGCGAGUCAUUCUCCAGCGUAUGGAACUCCUGGAUUCCAGAAAUCAAACGCCACACCAAGCGCAGACGUCCCGUACUCCUGGUCGGAACACAGAUUGACAUGCGCAAUGGCAACGAGGGUGAGGUGGCUACAGAAGAAGGUGAAGCAAUGGCCAAAGCUAUCGGUGCUGACUGCUACAUCGAGUGCUCCGCCAAGAGAAGGGACGGCUUGAAAGAAGUCUUCGAGCACGUCGUGUGUUCCGCUCUCAAGUUCAGAAAGAAGAAGGUCAACAUCAUCGGACGCUUCUUCGCUCGCUGAACAAAGUGACAAUAACGCUUAUUACUGCUGCUAUCUCAACGAGAACUGCCAGUUAGAGCAACAUUGUUCAAAGUUCUUAAACCACCUCGAGAAGAAACAUGGACGUCAUUUGCUGCUCCUGUUUCAUCGACCCGCUGUGAUCCUGCCACACCCCAAGUGGCUUCAGAUGCCUAUCGAUUGCCGCCGUCAAGCGUCGCCGGAGAAGGUGUAAACACAGUGUUCCCCGUGACUCGUGGUUGUGAUGAACCAUCCGAAGGACCGUACUCGCUAACGAACUGAUCACAAACUGGUUACAGCUUGUGUACGGCAAACGAUGAACCAAUGACCUCAUUACAGAACUCUCGGUGAUUUUUAUAUGACGUAAUUUGUGCUAAUAAGAUCAGCCCUCCAUUACUUCUAUCUACGGACUUGUGAUGUCUACCAUGGUUGUCAAAGAUAUACAUUGUUGACCCCACUCGCUAGGGGGGGGGAUCACAAAGAUAUGAUAAUAACAAAACAUUCUGUCGAUCAUAUUUUUUUCAUAUUACCCCACUCUCUUUCUAAUUGGGUCAAACUUUCUGAAAACAAUUCCACAUGAAAGAGCACUUUGCUUUCUCUUGCUGAAACAAAAUACACCUGAAUCGAAAUACUUUGCCAGCAUGCUUUCAUGUAUGUUUUCCCUUUCCCAAAAGUUAUUUAUAUACUGCUCUAUGUGAUAACUUUUUGCUCGCCGCUUGUGACUUAUCAUUCUUACGGGUCUGUAAUGCUAGGCCUUUGAAAUAAUUUCACAGACAUAUAACUGAAAAGUAAACAGAAAUCAGGCACAUACAAACGUGUACACAUCUAAAACUAUACUUUUUUCGGUCAUAACACUACAAGCGAUGCAACAGUGCAAUGAUUUGCGCGAUUCUUUAAGAAAAAAUUGAUCCUGACCAAUCAUUUCGUUUGGGCCAUUUAUUUUUGAGACUGAAUUAAUGCAUCAUAAUUUCAACAACAUUGACAGGGGGCAUUCAGUCUCUUCUAGUCUGUUCUCUAACCCUAUGGUGCUUUCCUGUAUGUAGUUCUGCCUGAAUUGUAUACUCUGUCUGUGUCUUUAUCUUUUCAUUUCUUCGCCAACCUGUGCCUGCUUUCUGUCUGUUGUAUAGUUUAAAAAAGAUGAAAAAAAAAAA
Aplysia californica (California sea hare) is the source of this 2045-nucleotide messenger RNA. Its product is annotated as cell division control protein 42 homolog. The record is from RefSeq and is a predicted model, not a curated record. NCBI's taxonomy places the organism in Eukaryota, Metazoa, Mollusca, Gastropoda, Aplysiida, Aplysiidae. Gene Ontology annotation, biological process: small GTPase-mediated signal transduction. The transcript has 3 exons. The coding region runs from base 322 to 897 and encodes 191 amino acids. Gene Ontology annotation, molecular function: GTP binding; GTPase activity.